Alosa sapidissima (American shad) is the source of this 1975-nucleotide messenger RNA. RefSeq lists its product as uncharacterized. The transcript has 2 exons. The record is from RefSeq and is a predicted model, not a curated record. Bases 785 to 1453 code for a protein of 222 amino acids. NCBI's taxonomy places the organism in Eukaryota, Metazoa, Chordata, Actinopteri, Clupeiformes, Clupeidae. Gene Ontology annotation, molecular function: zinc ion binding.
GCAGACACAGCGGGAGAAGUGAAGACAGCAUCGAUAAGCGAGACACAGUGAGAGAAAUAUUUUGCUUUACAUCAAUUAGACAUGGACAAGGAGAAGACGACAAAGAGAAUGUACAGGGAGAAGCUGAAUGCCACAGCAAAGCAGCGGUAUUUAGAGAAACUUUGUGAAAUAAACCAGAUCGACCCUUAUGAGCUGUCAGCUGGAGAAUGGAGCCGCGACAUGAAUGCUCUACCACCUUGUACUUACAUGGACAUGGUUAAUUACCUUGUGUAUGGUGUGAGCUAUUACACCAAGCAGCAGUUCAAAUGCUACAAGUCCCUGGAAAGCCAUGAACAGUUCUGCUGUGGAUGGGUGCAAGACCUGCAGAUCUACAAGCCUGGAGGCUGUAAGAACACCGUGGUACUUGCUAAGGUCAUGCAUUCACAGCGCCUCAGUCAACCACCUCUGACACCCUGGGUCAUUCUUGCACCUUCUGGGGAGGUGGUGUCUGCUCACUGCACCUGCAUGGCUGGUGUAGCUGAGUCUUGCACUCAUGUUGGGGCCCUUUUUUUCAAGGUGGAAGCAUCAGUGCCACAGUGACUGAUGAACCAGCCUACUGGAUGUUACCAGGCAACAUCAACAAAGUCCAUCCAGAGGUUGGUCACAAGAUAGACUUCACAUCAGCUGCAGCCAAACGCUCGCUUCCUUGAACAGCGUCAUCGAUGGUGAGAGCCACAGCAGACCUGCUUUCAGAACACGUGCAACCAAAGCUACAACUCUGACCCCAGCACCAACAUCAGAAGACAUGGACAAGAUCUACAGUGACAUACACAGGACAGGCACAAGGUCAGUUUUUCUCAGUGUGACGCCAAGGUACUGUGAUGAAUACCGUGACCCCACUCUCUCCAUCAGAGACUUGAAGUCCCUGGCAAAUCUGCAUGGUACACGCACACUUGACACCUCUGAUUUCUCAGCUCUGCGCCAGCACUGCCAGGCAUUAGGAGUCAUUGCUAAUAUUACAGACAUACAGGCAGCACAGAUCGAGCAAAGGACAAGGGGGCAGCACACAUCCUCGCUGUGGUUUGCGGCACGAGCAGGGAGAAUUACAGCCUCCUCCAUGCACAGUGUUUAUGCCACUGACAUCCACUCACCAGCCCUGUCUACUGUGAAGAGAGUCUGCUACCCUCAGCGCGGCCCAGGAACAGCAGCCACCACUUGGGGCAUCAAACAGGAGGAGAGGGCGAGGCAGGAAUACAUUUCCAGGACCAACCAAAAACACCACAACCAGGAGGUGCAGACCUGUGGGUUUUUUGUACAUCCUGCAUUUCCACAAGUAGGAGCAUCACCAGAUGCAAUUGUGGAGUGCACUUGCUGUGGAAAAGGCUGCAUUGAGAUCAAGUGUCCUGCGAAAUACAAGGACAGCACCAUUCUUGAUGCAUGCUCCUCCAACGACAGCAGCUUCCCUCUGUAUUAGAAAGGGCAGAUGCAUCUGAAAACAAGUCAUCCAUACUACAGCCAGGUCCAGACACAAAUGUUUGUUACAGAGAGGAUGUACUGUGACUUUGUUGUCUGGACAAAGAGGGACUGUGCGUUUCUGCGCAUUUUCCAAGGCCGAGCAUUUUGGGAGCCACGUCUACAGAAGGCCCAGGAGUUCUUUACUGAGGUGUGUCUCCCAGAACUAGUGGCAAAACACUUCACAAAACAACCUACCUCCCAAGCAUCAGCAUCCUGCAGUGGGGCUUGUGGACACCCUCCCCACUAACGCUCCUUGGCUUUGCCAACUUUACUUUAGCAAUAACAUAAUAUCAACUUUUUACCUUCUCAUCUUGUUUUCUUCCUCACCCCCCCCCCCCCCCACCAUUAAUGUUUACAUCAAUUUAACUGAAAUGUUAAUAGUAAAUUAUUCGUUUACACUGGCCUCUUUUUACUAUUUACGUUUGCACUGCUUGUUCAUGCACUACUUAUUAUUUCACUACAUGUUCUUGCACUUUGCAUG